This is a messenger RNA of Marmota monax (woodchuck), 3663 nucleotides long. RefSeq names its product leucine zipper and EF-hand containing transmembrane protein 2 (gene Letm2). Gene Ontology annotation, molecular function: ribosome binding. The record is from RefSeq and is a predicted model, not a curated record. Lineage: Eukaryota; Metazoa; Chordata; Mammalia; Rodentia; Sciuridae. Gene Ontology annotation, cellular component: mitochondrial inner membrane. Gene Ontology annotation, biological process: intracellular monoatomic cation homeostasis.
AACCCUGGGCGUGGGGGCUGUGCGAAAAGCCUGGCGUGCCACACGGUCGGCCUGUCUGCGCCCGGGUCCGCCAGCCUGGGAAGUGGUUGUCCACAGCCCAGCGCAGGAGUGCCGGGCGGGAGACGGGAUUUGCCCCAGCAGGUCUUGUCUCGCUCCAGCAAAACACCAUCCACCAUUGGGCUGGGUCCAGAGACGCUGAGCCCUGUUCAAAAUCCUAGCUCUGUGGUUAAGAUUUCCAUCCAGGAAAGACCCUGAUGCUCCUUAAAACCCAGUUGCAGGAAAGCGAAGUAGAUAGUGUGAGAUAUUAAGGGUUCUUACAGCUCCUUGCUGCCCCUAGCUGAAAAGCCUCGCUGGAUGGAGGAAGGCUCAGUUUGGGCUGUGGAAAAUCGCUAGAGCCGUUUUACCUGCACUUGAAUAUAGGCACCAUGCAUAUCUUUACUCCUACAUAAAAGAGAUUAGUGAAUACUUUCAAGCUAUAGGGUUUGGGGUAGCUUGGCCAAAUAUGGAAAAAGCUAACAGAAAACAAAUCCGGGGGGGGGGGGGAGGAAAAAGGUGGGGAGAAGAAAACAAAUCCAGGGUAUCUGCUUUCUACUUGUAUUCUAGUCUACAAAUAGGUAUGCUUGUCUCAUCUUCUUAAAUACCUGCCCACCAUCCAAGGAAGAUUAUAAAAAUGUGUCUGACGGUCAUAUCUUCUUCAUUAAGCAUUAUCUUAGAGAUCAUUUCUGUGUUUUGGGAUCUGAAAGUUCCAUACUCAAAUCCAGAGCUAAGAAAAUAAUUGUUAGGAAUGAACUUGAAGGAGGUUUUGUACUUUGAAUAUGCAAAUUUUCUGCCCUUGCAAUAGCUAGAAACUCAUUGUUUAAUUGAUGUCUUUUUAAAAUACCAAAUUGUUUACUUCUUUUGUCUAGGUCUCUUUGUUAAAAUUGUUCAGAGAAAAAUAAAUAUGGCAUUCAACAGUUGUAAUUCAGUCUUAGCUAUUGUCCGUACAAGAUUCCCUAGCCAUUUUGUCCAUCCUAUCUGCUCUUAUUCCCCAUCACUUGCAUUUCUUCACUUGCCAGAUUCUCAUUUAAAUAAGACAUAUAUAAAGAACUAUAGAAGCAAGAAGUACUGUUAUCCCAGUCAGUCAGGCAAUAAAAUACUUCAUUUACGAACUAGGCCAAUACAAAAGUUACACACAUCAGCUUGCUGGCUACAACAGAACCCUGGUAAACCUCAGCUGGAGCAAACCCCAGAAAAGGCAAAGGUGAUAAGCCCUCAGACCACAGAAGAAAUUGGGAUAAAUAUUAAAGAAGGAAAGCGAUCUCUCAGACAAAAAAUUAUGGAUGAACUUAAAUAUUAUUACAACGGAUUCUAUUUACUUUGGAUUGACACCAAAAUUGCUACCAAAAUGGCUUGGAGGCUGCUUCAUGGACAGGUGCUGACCAGACGAGAGAGACGACGGCUAUUGAGAACUUGUGCCGAUUUCUUCCGUUUGGUUCCAUUUAUGGUAUUCAUAAUUGUACCUUUCAUGGAAUUCUUGAUACCAGUGUUUCUGAAACUCUUCCCAGAGAUGUUGCCAUCAACUUUUGAAAGUGAAUCCAAAAAGGAAGAAAAACAGAAAAAGAAAAUGGCUGCAAAACUGGAAGUAGCAAAAUUCCUUCAAGAAACAAUUACAGAAAUGGCAAGGAGGAACAGAGCCAAUAUGGGAGAUGCCUCUACACAGCUAUCAUCCUAUGUAAAACAGGUCCAGACAGGCCACAAACCCAGCACAAAGGAGAUAGUUCGCUUUUCCAAAUUCUUUGAGGAUCAGCUACCCCUGGAGCACUUAGAUCGACCUCAGCUUGUUGCCCUUUGUAAACUGCUAGAAUUGCAGACCUUUGGAACCAACAAUUUUCUCCGCUUUCAGCUCCUGAUGACAUUGAAGUCUAUAAAAGCAGACGAUAAAAUAAUUGCCAAAGAAGGGGUGAAGACUUUGAGUGUGUCAGAACUACAAUCUGCUUGUAGGGCCCGAGGGAUGAGAUCACUGGGUCUUACUGAGGAACAACUUCAACAACAGCUCACAGAGUGGCUGGACCUCCACCUGAAGGAGAAUGUCCCUCCUUCCCUUCUGCUCCUAUCUCGAACCUUCUACUUGAUAGAUGUGAAACCAGAGCCAAUUGAAAUACCACAAAGUGGAGAAGUUCCAAAGACAGACAAUCCUGUGGAAUCACCUACUACUUCCCCUGACUCCAAAGAGGACACGGUAGAUUCUGCACCUCAAUCGAAAGGAACUAAGGAUGAAGAAUUUACACAACUGCCAUUAAUACCAUCAUCACCCAUAACAUUAUCAACACCUAUUUCAUUACCCAUUAUUUCUUCUAAAGAAGCUACACUCCAGGCCAAAUCACACAAGACAUCCCAGAACAGCAAGGCUAAUUCAAAAGGAGCCUAAGAACUACUUGAGGAUGGAGCUCCCUCCCUCCAGCUAUCAGCCCUCAGCAGUGGCACCCAUGAAGGACCUCAGGCUAAGACAGUAUCUGGUUUGAGACAGAGGAUCAGCCAUUUAGUCCUUGGAGCAGUCCUUUGGGGCCUUGUAACCAUUCCAGAUGAUGUCAGCAGUGACACCAAGUUCAGGCCAUUUAGAGAAAUGUAAUUGCAAAGUCCAUUUCCUCUGUACCAUUAUGUCAUCCCACUAAACUGUAAAGCCCACCCCCACCACCAUGUAUUGUUUUGAACAGUUUACUAUUUGUGUGCAUGUCUUUUAAGAAAGGAAAUUGUUUUGCAUAAUGGAAUUACCUUGGCACCUUGGAUAUCUUUGCCUCCUAUGGUUUGGAGUCUGGAGUCAGAACUUGGAGACUUCAAAACCCAUUUUAAGAGCACCUAAAUCAACUUUUUCAGAAUGAUCUAUCAGUAGGAACAGAAACAAAGUACCCUAUGAGACAGGAUGGUUAUACUUCUCAGUAAGGUUUUUCUAAAUAUAAAGGGAAAGCUUCUUAGACUGGCAAUCGAGACUUGGCUACUGCUUAACUGUUCUGAGGCAUCCUCCUCCUGGGCUUGCAAAGGCUGUAGAAAUCUGGGAGGUGGCCACUAUUCUAGCACAUAUGGCUUCCAUUAGCCACCAUUUUGCUAAGAAACAUAAUUAAGGGUUUAACGCUUAACCAUUUGUGCUGGGUGAGUGUUUUUUUUGUCAGUUUGUCUCUCACAAAUAAGACUUUGUUAGUCAUAGGGGUUGGUAAAGUCCAAUACAAUCCCUAUGCUACUUAGUAACAAGUAUAAUGUUUAGUUAUUUACAUUUAGUGUUUUCACUAUUAUUAAUGGUGAAACAACUGAACAGACAGUUAUGCAGCUGACCAAGAGCUUUCUUCCUUUGGGGAAUUGAGAAGGGAAAAGAUAUUUUAGCCUGUGAGUGAUGAAAUUAGAUUACUUGCUAUGAAACAAAACAGUUAGAUGGAGUCAAUUAAACCAAGUAAAAUGCAGAUCUGCCUCACCUGAAACCAGCUAUAUGAGAAACAUCACCAGCAUUUUAUAGCAAGAGCAUGCACUUUAAAAUGCUUCCUAAACGUCUCCAUCAGAGGACAAGUCCACCCUGUCCUACCAGUUAAUUUCAGCUCCUUCAGGAUGAAGAAUCCCUACUAUGCAAUAUAGGAUUCCAUGGAUCUUGCUAUUGGCAGAGCCAAGUGAUUUCACAAUAAAUUUUCCCAUUUUUAA